This is a messenger RNA of Gavialis gangeticus (Gharial), 2990 nucleotides long. RefSeq names its product secretogranin V (gene SCG5). Gene Ontology annotation, cellular component: secretory granule. The transcript is spliced from 6 exons. The record is from RefSeq and is a predicted model, not a curated record. Gene Ontology annotation, biological process: neuropeptide signaling pathway; regulation of hormone secretion. NCBI's taxonomy places the organism in Eukaryota, Metazoa, Chordata, Crocodylia, Gavialidae. The coding region runs from base 3 to 701 and encodes 232 amino acids. Gene Ontology annotation, molecular function: enzyme regulator activity.
GGAUGACUCCAGCCCGCCGCCGCUGCCUCCUCGGGCUCGUCCGCGUCUCGGCCCCGCGGUUAGAAAUGGCCACCAGAAUGACAACCAUGAUGCUCUAUAACAUGGUAUUUUUGGUGGCAUUUGGAUCGGCUUUGGCUUCAAGUCAUAACUCCAGGACCGCUGAUAGGGUUUCUGAGGCAGAUAUUCAGAGGCUCCUUCACGGGGUUAUGGAACAGUUGGGCAUUGCCAGACCCCGAGUAGAAUAUCCAGCACAUCAGGCUAUGAAUCUAGUGGGUCCACAAAGCAUUGAAGGUGGUGCACAUGAAGGUCUUCAGCACUUGGGUCCUUAUGGCAAUAUCCCAAACAUAGUCGCUGAGCUAACAGGAGAUCACAUACCAAAGGAUUUUAGUGAAGAUCAAGGAUACCCUGACCCUCCAAAUCCCUGCCCAAUUGGAAAAACAGUUGAUGAUGGAUGUCUAGAAAACACACCAGACACAGCAGAGUUCAGUAGGGAAUACCAGCUGCACCAACACCUUUUUGAUCCAGAGCACGACUACCCCAGUAUGGGCAAAUGGAAUAAUUUAUUCUUUGAGAAGAUGAAGAGUGGACCAAAAAGAAGAAAAAGGAGUGUGAACCCAUACCUGCAAGGACAGAGACUGGACAAUGUUGUCGCAAAGAAAUCCGUUCCUCAUUUUUCAGAUGAAGACAAAGGCACUGAAUAAGAACUGCAAAGAUGAACGAUGAAAACUCAGGCCAUUCCUUGUGAGAUCGUAAUAUUGCUUAUAUAUAACCAGCUAUUGAAAUUAUUGUGAUUGGCAGCAUGUUUAUUAUUUAUAUAAUUGUGGAUGAGAAACAGCUGUAUUUAUAACAUUAUGUUUUCCUAAAUAAUGAAAAUAUGGUUCUGUUUUCUGUUAAAUUAUGAUAAUAGGCCUGUUUUGUUGUUUUCAUUUUAGUCAUGGAGUAAGCUUUAAAAAUAUUAGUCAUGUUAAGAGCUAACGUGAAGUAAAUGGCUUCAAUGAGCAAUUUGUAUAAAUGAAGGCAAGCAAAAAUAUUACUCAGUUGAGCCCAGUGUUUAAUCUUAAUAUUUGCAACAUUCAAAACACAGAAGUUAGAGUUUUGUGUUUUGUUCACAAAUACAGUUACUUAGCAAAAACAAACUAUUAAUUUACUCAGAGACUUUUGGCUUUUAGUCUAUUUUAAUAAACAUUCAAGCAAUCUAGAGCAUUUGCUGAGUGACAUUUUCUAAAAUAUAAAAUAGGAUAAUCUGGUUCAGUUAUUGUCAGGCUAAACAAAAAUUAAAACAGUAUGCUUUGAUAAUAUAUUCAGUGCAAUAUUUUUCUCAAUUGUUUCUUAUCAUUUCAUUCUCUCACUGUUUCCAGAUGUUUUCACCCACCUUAGCUGGCUGCUAAUAUUUCUCUAGUCUACAAACUGGCAUCCAACUCUCUCUGGCUUAGUGUCGGCAGCAUUUAGCCAUUAAAACAGAGCUGUCUAACUUCCAGGCAGCUGGGGGCUGCACUCCAGAGAGGAGCCACAGACCCAGGGACCAUAUGCUGUCUGUACUGGUGGGCUGGGACUCCCCUGGCUCCUUUCCCCCACUCUGAGGCCUGUCCAGGUCCCCAUCAUAGCCUCAUGGGCAGCCUCUCCUCCUCUGCAGGCAGCUCAGCUCAGCUCAGCUCAGCUCAGCUCCCCCUGCCACACACAUAGCACCUGCCCCCACGCUCUCAGCUGUAUGAACCAUCCUCCUGCAGUGUGGGCAACUUGGCUUUGCCAUGCAGCUCAGGCACUCCAGCCCUUUCCUGGCAGCCAUGGAAGGAUCUGCUGGCAGGAGGAGUAGUGGCCUGGUGGGAACCCAUGAGCCACAUACUAGCCUUUCAGGGGUCACGUGUGGCCAACCAGUUGAACAACCCUGCAUUAAAAAGUGUCUGAAUUAGUCAUGCUCCCAUGAAAUGUCUCAGCUGAGCAAGAUGAUAUUUGCCUUUGAUAGAAAAUAUUACCUAUUGAGACUCCACUAAGCCUAAAUUCCUGGGUGUAGAAUCUUAUCAUUAAAAAUCAGAAUGAGCAGCAGCCAUAUCUGCAGCACAGUGUCAGGCUUAGUCAUCAGAAUAAAGCGACACAGAAAGCUGCUCUCAAGGUUAAAAAUUUGGAUGGUAGUUGGUUGUGGGUUUUUUGACUAUCCAAAUUAGGCUAGAGGCAAGUAGGAUUCUUACUACUCAGUAAACCUUGCUCUGGGCCUCCAACUCUACUCAUUUUCUGGUGAUGCUCAAUAUAGUUUGUGGCAGAUAAACCCUUGGUUAGGCUACAUAAAUUAACUUGCUUUGCCACCAAAAGAAAAGGUGUACUACUCUAUGUGCAUUUAACACUCCUGAACAGAAGUAGAGCAUACUUUCUUUCCCCAUCAAGCAGCAGUACUCUGUCACUGCUCUUGAAAUAGCAAUUGGGCAACUCAGAAGGCCGUUCCUUUCUGAAGGACUAGAGGAGGGCACUGUUCCUUACCUUAGGCAGCAAAUUGAGAGGUAGGAUUGGGUCUACAGAUCAAAUUCUAUUAUUUUUACAAGUUGUCUGGCAAGCGGGCUGCGUGCAAAAUGACCCAAGGAUCAUGGAAAAUAGUUACCUUAUCUUAUGAACUUCAGUUCUGUGAUGCAACAAACUUCACACCCCCAAUAAAAAAAAUCAAUCAAGAUGAUGUACUAAAAUACGGACAAGACUGACAAGCUGAAUUUUCACUUGAGGUUAGAUACAAGUAAUUCACACCAUACCAAUAAGUGGACUGAUCUGUGUUUGGAAUUAGUUUUCAGGGCAGAACUGAACAAACAAUCCAUAAUAAAUUAUUUGGUGAGCUAUGCCUCACAAAUACUUUGAGAGAAGAUUGCAAAACUCUAGAAUCGAAUGUAGUCUAAAUUAUUUAUGAGCUGCUUCAUACUUUAUUUUCUUAUAACAAAUAUUUUAACUGAUAUUUUGAAUUGUAGGGGAUAUAAUGUAGAGUGAGAUUUAUAAGUGGAUAUUGCAAUUAA